AAUGAGAUAUCGUACCAAAGAUGUCACUAGCUGAAAUAUUAUUGGCUGUUCUGGUGGUGUCCUUAACGACUCAAUCGACCAAUGUGUCAAGUUUACGACAAAUCAUCACUCGAAACGUCACUGCCGUGCAGCUCAACCAAGGAAACAUCAUGGAAAUUAUCGAGGAGCAAACCUGCUCGACUGCCCUGAUACGGCUUACCUGCAGAUCCCUCACGUCCUUCGUAUUUGUUCUCGAGGCACUAUAUCAACCCAAUCGUACGGAUGCUUGCAUUUACAACAGAGACAGUUGGUGCAAGUACAGAUCGCUUUUCGUCAUGGUCCGAAAUCUUCAACUUCGAAGAAAUUUUUUGAGGGGCAGUUAUGAACACGAGAGAAUUUCAUUGGACUUUCGAGAUACGAUUAAUCGCAGAUGCUCGGGACAUCACCAUUGUCAAUAUAAGGUCAUGUCCGAUCAUCCGGAAGCGCUAUUCUGGAUUCCUGCAAAUAUUCGAAUAAAAUACGCUUGCAUACCAGAGACAUCGGUCUACAAAUAUUGUAACGCCGAAGUUAAUGUUCCUAAUAACGAAGGUGGCUAUUUAAAAUCGCCAGGAUAUCCCUUGUACUAUCUCGGUGGAAUUACGUGUGGUUGGACAUUCAGGUCCAUUCCAGGGCAGAGAAUAGUCCUGACGUUUCACGAUCUCAGUAUUCGAGAUCACGAAGCGGACGGAAGCUGCAUCGACAUUGUAAGGGUACGCGAUGACGGAAAUACCUUGUUCGAGUCAUGCGGCACGGCAGCCGGUGUGAAAAUAAUAUCAAAUACGAAUGUCGUUACACUAAAUCUUGUGGCAUCGGCAAGACUUUAUCCGGCUCGAGGAUUUUUCUUACAAUAUCAAGUUUUAGGGUGUCCCAAUGUGAUAGCCCCCCCAGGCAGUUACGUAUCAAAUGGCACCCUGGAAACGAGGACGUUCCUCUGUAGAGCCGGUACAUUGUUCCCGGAUACCAGACAAAGGACACGUACGGUUCAUUGUGCAGGUGGUCAAUGGAUAGAAAAUAUUCCCAAUUUGCCAGCUUGCGUCCGUUCGUCGGACUCGAUCGUGAAUAACGAGACUGACAGCACGAAGAAAAUCAUCGGUUCGUUGGACGGUGGCAUUAACCGGAGCUACGAGGGUAUCCUGGGCCAGGAGACGAGGAGAGGUCGAGGACCCGUAGACAAAAUAAAAAUUAUCAAUUACAGCAUCAUGGAGCAGGCACAACCGGCCGUGAUUAAGGACACGGAUUAUGUCGUUGAUGUAAUUUUGCCAACGAUCCUCAUUGCAUUGCUAUUUGUUGGUAAUGCUGUCAUUGUAUAUAUAAUUUUUCAAUAUAGAAAAAGGAAUGUAGAAAAUCAUUUUAGAAAAACAACGGAUACGCAAGGAGAGGAAAUUGUAUUGAGUGCGACAAGAAAUGGAGAUCCUCAAGUUUAAUUGUACUUUUCUUAAAAGAAAAAGAAAAAAUUCAGAUUAUAUGAAAUGCAUGAAUCUAUUGUUAUAAAAGGCCUAACCGUUGAAAAGGAUGCAUUUACGUACCGACAACUUUAUUGCUACCAACGAUUACAUUAUUUCUUGUAAUUCUAAAGAAAUAAAUGCAUUGCUGUUAAAGCAUUUGAUAAUGAA
Messenger RNA from Ceratosolen solmsi marchali, 1631 nucleotides. RefSeq lists its product as uncharacterized. The transcript is spliced from 8 exons. The coding region runs from base 21 to 1442 and encodes 473 amino acids. NCBI's taxonomy places the organism in Eukaryota, Metazoa, Arthropoda, Insecta, Hymenoptera, Agaonidae. The record is from RefSeq and is a predicted model, not a curated record.